Paramuricea clavata is the source of this 447-nucleotide messenger RNA. Lineage: Eukaryota; Metazoa; Cnidaria; Anthozoa; Malacalcyonacea; Plexauridae. The record is from the annotation of a GenBank genome assembly.
AUGCAGAUUCAACUUGCAGAGUGUUAUCGAUUUGCUAUCAACUUCAAUGUCCUUGAAAUCGAAGUUCCUUCCAUUCAACGACAAAGUGGCAGUAUAGACUGCGGACUUUUCGCUAUUGCGUUUGCGUAUGAGUUAGCGUCAGGAAAUGAGCAUACUAUACAAAGCAAACAGUUCAAACAACAUCGCAUGCGAGAUCAUUUGAUCAGAUGCCUCGAGAAUGGCGAGUUCAAGCCUUUCCCAGCACAGAUUAACAACAAGCGGAAAAGAGAAGAUCCAAACAUUUUUGAGAUCGAAUUGUUUUGCAAUUGUCUUAUGCCUGAAGUGAGCGACGACAUGAUUUUGUGCGAUUUGUGCGACCACUGGUUUCACUUCGGUUGCGUGAAUGUGAAAGGUAUAGAAGGCAAUGAACAGUGGUUGUGCCCCAAAUGUACUCCUCCAGCAUCUUGA